This is a messenger RNA of Debaryomyces tyrocola, 1926 nucleotides long. The record is from the annotation of a GenBank genome assembly. NCBI's taxonomy places the organism in Eukaryota, Fungi, Ascomycota, Pichiomycetes, Serinales, Debaryomycetaceae.
AUGCUCGAUAUGAAGAAAGAUUUGAGCAGAGAAGAGAAAGAAGUGGAGAAAGAAGUGGAGAAAGACGUGGAUCAUGUUGGUCUUGAAGUCAAAGAAGAAUCACAGAUUUAUCAGCAAGAUAGUACCACAAGUGAAAAGAAUAUUUCAAAUACAAAUGAUGAAUUUAUUAAACGGUCAAGAGGUGUUAUUCUCAUGGAUUCGAUUAAAGAAAUGAUAGCGAUGGAAGGAAAAAGAGGUAAAACAGUAUGGGUGAUAGGUGUUGCAGUUUGGAUUCUCAUGUGGGCCCUCGGUUUAGAGAAAACCUCAACUUCAAAUUAUGAGGUCUUUGCGACUUCAUCUUAUGGAAAUCAUACACUAAUUGCGACUUCAGGAAUUGCGAGUAGUAUUAUAAGUUCCAUAGGUCAAAUGUUUUUUGCAAAGUUUUCAGAUACUACUUCUCGACCAUUGACUUAUGUUGUUUCUGUUGGCUUUUUUUUAAUAGGGUAUGUAAUUAUUCCUACUAGCUCUACAAUUUCGGCUUAUAUAAUUGGGAUUGUAUUUGGUGAUCUCGGAAAAUCUAUCUUGGAUCUAACUACCACGUUCGUUAUUGCUGAUCUUACACCCUUAAAAUGGAGAGGUAUAGGUAUUGCUUUUGUUGAAACCCCUCUAAUUAUUAUACCCUGGUUUUCUGGUCUAAUAGUUGAUGAAAUAGUUGAUGAUAAUUGGAAAUGGGGUUAUGGUAUGUUCACUAUUAUUAUUCCCGUAAUACUCAUACCUAUAGUGUGUUUUCUCUUUUACUAUCAAAGAAAGGCUUCGGAACUUGGCAUUGUCAAGGAAAAAACAGAAAAAUAUGGUAUUCAAAUGGAAAGUAUGAACAAAAAUAAUUGGUGGAUGAAAAUAUACAAUGCAUUAAAUGAAUUUGAUCUUUUUGGAUUGCUUCUUUUGGGAACUUCAAUAACUCUCAUUCUUUUACCUUUGUCCUUAUAUAAAUCAGCAGAUAAAGGUUGGAGAAAUCCAAGUAUCAUUGCUAUGUUUGUCGUUGGAGGCGUAAUAUUGGCAUUGUUCGUCUUAUAUGAACUAUAUGUUGCUUCUUUUCCAUGUCUCCAUAGGAGUAAUUUUAACAGAACAGUAAUCACAGAAAUUUUAUUUAAUAUGUUCUAUUUCAUCGCAUCGAAAAUAGGUUCAACCUACCUUUCAUCAUUCGUUUUGGUGUAUAAAGAUUGGAGCACUAGGGAUUGGACAUAUUUUAACAACACGAAUACAAUUUGCAAGAGUUUUUUUGGACUUCUUGCUGGGAUAUUACAUAGAUAUACUCAUCGGUACAAAUAUUUGCAAAUAUUCGGUGUGUGCAUAGAAAUCAUAUCAUGUGGUUUGUUGGUAAGUAUUAGAGAUGCUAACACAAACACUGCAACACUAGUAAUGUCACAAAUUUUAUCUGGUAUGGGUGGGGGAUUUGCUGUUUUUAGUUCACGUUUAGCAAUUCAAGCUGCUGUUUCUCAUCAAAACAUGUCAAUGGGUAUUACAACUGUGUAUUUGUUCACAAGCAUCGGUAAAUCAGUUGGAGGUGCAAUUGCCGCAGCUAUUUGGAAUAGUAAGACCCCUCAAAAUUUGAGAAAAUAUAUGCCGGAUAGUGUAUCAGAUGAGCAAGUGGAUGAUUAUUUUGGCAACUUAGCGCAAUUAGCAGACUAUCCAAUGGGUAGCCCAAUUAGAAGUGCCGCUAUUGAUGCUUAUGUUGAUACUCUUUAUUAUAUAUUUGUCCCGGCUUUAGGAAUUACAUUCGCUGCUCUAAUCGUCUGCUUUUUCCAAAAGAAUUUUUACUUGGGUAAUGGCCAAAAUGCGGUGGAGCCUGGUGAGAAUAAAGAUCAUCAAGAAGAGAGUAUGGAUUUUGUUGAGAAAUUGCAGGCCAAGCUAGCUAACAGAAAAAAGGAUAAGUAUGCAAACGUAUAA